Vigna radiata var. radiata (mung bean) is the source of this 917-nucleotide messenger RNA. Its product is annotated as proline-rich receptor-like protein kinase PERK1. Bases 341 to 850 code for a protein of 169 amino acids. The transcript has 3 exons. NCBI's taxonomy places the organism in Eukaryota, Viridiplantae, Streptophyta, Magnoliopsida, Fabales, Fabaceae. The record is from RefSeq and is a predicted model, not a curated record.
AUUAAAUAAUAGAAUCUGAUUAAACUCUUCUCGCUUUUCUCCCUCCCGCUUUCGAGCCAAGUUUGUCCCCUUCUCGAACCUAGCUUGUCCCCCUUCUCGCAUCAUUUCAUGAUUCUCCCUCACUCAUUGCAAUUGCAACUAUGAUUCUCCCUCCCUCACUGCAACCAUGAUUUUCCCUCUCUGAAACCCUGUUGUCGCACACAUUCUCGCUAUUGUCGCAGUCUCCUUCACGGAAACCCUCGGUUUGUUUCUUCGAAUUGGAAGAUAUAGGCAACCCUAGGUUUGUUUCUCCGAAUUGAAAGAUAUAAGCUUAAGCUGCCAUUGUCUUCUACAUCUGAAUAUGGCAACAGGUGGUUGUGACCCUCCUAUUCCACCUUCAGGAAACUCAGAUAAGGAGAAGGGGAAGAAGAAAGCUUAUCCGGUGAAGUUGAUGUCCCGUUUCAAUAACGUAAGUAGUUCAAGUAGUCAACCAUCUACACCUACCUCCACCUCCACUGCUAGAUCUGUUCCACCACCAUUGGCAAUUCCUGGUUUGACACCUAUUGCACCAUUUAUUCCACCUUCAUUGGAAGUUCCUGCCUUCACACCUAGUCCACAACGUGGUGCUGAUCAAUGGAGAUCACCCUCCCCCCAUGUUGGUUCUAACCCAACAACUCCUACAAAUAUUGCACCAACACCUACUACAGGGGAUGGAGUUCCACAUUCAAGUUCAGCGGGAAAUGUUGAAGAUGUUUCCAACCAUCAUUCAAUCAUUACACCUAUUGAAGGAGGGUUUUAUCCAACAAAAACAGCAUCCAAAGCAAUCACAGCCACCAUCAAAGGACAAUUUGAUGAGCCGUGGUUGACAUGAGGACAAAUCCGUCAGACUCGCAAAGAUGUUUUCUUUGAGCGUUUUAAGGUAGACUUGUGGUUAACAU